Molecule: messenger RNA, 1255 nt
Organism: Choloepus didactylus (southern two-toed sloth)
Lineage: Eukaryota; Metazoa; Chordata; Mammalia; Pilosa; Megalonychidae
Gene: TST
Product: thiosulfate sulfurtransferase
Exons: 3
Coding region: 171-1064 (297 amino acids)
Biological process (GO): transsulfuration
Cellular component (GO): mitochondrion
Molecular function (GO): thiosulfate-cyanide sulfurtransferase activity
Source: RefSeq, a predicted model, not a curated record
GCGGGCGGCGCGCUGUCCCCCCUCGGGCGGCGGCUUGAUGGUGUCGGCCGGUUGGGGAGCUCCGGGCUCCGGGUUUGAACCGGCAAACUCCUCCAGCAGGCCGGGGCGAGCGCCAGGGCGGCUGCGAGGGCGAUUCCCACUGGCACCAGGUGACACACAGACACGAAACCAUGGUUCAGCAGCUGCUCUACCGGGCACUGGUCUCCACCAAGUGGCUGGCGGAGUCAGUCCGGACCGGCAAGCUGGGGCCCAGCCUGCGCGUGCUGGACACCUCCUGGUACCCACCGGGCACCCGCGAGGCCCGCAGGGAGUACCUGGAGCGCCACGUGCCUGGCGCCUCCUUCUUUGAUAUAGAGGAGUGCCGGGACACGACAUCGCCCUACGAGAUGAUGCUGCCCAGCGAAGAGGGCUUUGCUGACUACGUGGGCCGCCUGGGCAUCAGCAACAACACGCACGUGGUGGUCUACGACGGCGACAACCUGGGCAGCUUCUAUGCGCCACGGGCCUGGUGGAUGUUCCGUGUAUUUGGCCACCGCACCGUGUCAGUGCUCAAUGGAGGCUUCCGGAACUGGAUAAAGGAGGGCCACCCGGUGACCGCCGAACUCUCAAACCCAGAACCGGCCAAGUUCAAAGCCACACUGGACCACUCCCUGCUCAAGACUUAUGAGCAGGUGCUGGAGAACCUCAAAUCUAAGAGGUUCCAGCUUGUGGAUGCACGGUCCCAAGGGCGGUACCUGGGCACUGAGCCGGAGCCAGAUGCAGUAGGACUUGACUCGGGUCACAUCCGCGGCUCGGUCAACAUGCCGUUCACAGACUUCCUGACGGUCGAAGGCUUUGAGAAGAGUCCCGAGGAGCUCCGCACCAUGUUUGAGGCCAAGAACGUGGACCUCACGCAGCCCCUCAUUGCCACGUGCCGGAAGGGCGUCACCGCCUGCCACGUGGCCCUGGCCGCCUAUCUCUGCGGCAAGCCCGACGUGGCGGUCUACGACGGCUCCUGGUCCGAGUGGUUCCGCCGGUCCCCGCCAGAGACCCGUGUGUCCCAGUGGAAGGGCGAGAAGGCCUGAGCGUGGGGCCCUCAUCCGCAUGCCCCUGACUCAGGCCAGUUUAGAGACCCCGGCACCACCUGCAACUGGUCCACAUCUCUCUAGCAAAGGAAAUUGAUGCAUUUUUGGAAUUCCUGUGUAAAGAUCUCCCUUUCCUUUCCUGAACAACACUGGAAUAAAUUCUGCUCUUUCUGAGUAGCUGUGUUCAUCCA